AUGCCUCUGCUCUAUGGGGAGGGACCAAAGACCUUUAGAAGACUUCAGGAAGAGAUCAUCAAGGCGUCUGAUGACCACAGCAUUCUUGCUUUUGACACGAAUCCGUCCGAUGGCACUCUUUUUGCCCACCAUCCCUCUGCUUUUGCCAAAGUCAAAGGACGCUCCAUCCACCCCAACUAUGGCCGCCGUCUUACACUGCCGUUCUCCAUGACGAACGCCGGCCUAGCCAUAACCACACCGCUUAUACAGACCCUGUCGCCCUACUGGGUGCUCGCUGUCCUUAACUGUGUCGAAGUUGACGCCACAAGUAAUAUGGUACGAUCCCAGAUCUGCUUGCCGCUCGUCGGGAAGGAUAACCAGUAUAUGCGAGCCCGAAUACCCAUCAGCCUCAUUAGCCGAGAUAUUGACGAUCCGGUGGCCCAAAUCGCCUUUGUCAGAAACGCCACAGGAAAGGAGAGGUACACCUCGGGCGUGUUCGACCUGACGAGCAGUUCCGAAAGAAGCUACUACAUCUCCUACUUCGGACGCGUAUACUCUGCUUAUGGCCGCCAGAUCGACGCAGCCAUGAGAGGGUUCGAAGUGUACCCACAGCCUGAAUACGGGCUCAUGAUCACAUUUCCUAGGGGGGUGGCCGGAUAUCAACUUCAUACCGCCCUGCCUAGAGGAGACUUGAGAGACGACAUCAGUUUCUUCAUUCCCACGUGUCGGUUUGUCCGGCCCUCCAGCAAUCCCUUCAUCGGAGAUUGCCAGAUAUCCAGUGGGAUAAUCAUCUUCAAAGAUGACAGCCUCCCGCACGACGAGCCAUCUCAAUGCGUCGGAAUAUACCUCGCCUUCGCGACCUCAACCGCAUAUACGCCUGCAAUCCUACCGCUACGCAGGACAUUUUGGGAUGGGUAUGAAGACCCACUGCGAUGGUCUUGUGGCGUAUCUCCCAUUCGGGAGUUCGAUAACAGAACAGACGCUGAGGAGGUUCUAGCCAGAGCGAAUCAAGAUGUUUUCCAGAAUCACUCGCCGCGUUAUUAUCAAUACGAGAACACCAUUGUGUCAGCACGGACGAGGUUCCAGACCCCGAGGGGGGAACCAUGUAGAGACACAGUUAUGGUGGAAAUUGUGUUUGAUGCGGACGAGUUAGUCAGGGAGAGGGAUGCCGAGGAGAGAGAUUUCGAGUAG
This is a messenger RNA of Sordaria macrospora k-hell, 1170 nucleotides long. RefSeq lists its product as uncharacterized. NCBI's taxonomy places the organism in Eukaryota, Fungi, Ascomycota, Sordariomycetes, Sordariales, Sordariaceae. The record is from RefSeq and is a predicted model, not a curated record.